AGGCAACAACUUCGGCGAAAAGACGAACAACGCAUAUAAUGAAUCUUGCAUGAGUGAAUGAGUAGGGAAGUAGCUUCAAACUACCUGAUUUGUCGGAAAUGCCUGGUCCAAGCCAAAUCGGUGAGGACCCCUUCCCUUUUGCACUGACUCUGGUUCGAACCUCGUUGCUUUCUCCCCUGCCAACAGGAUGCUAGCCACUUGGUGCCAGACUCUGGCUUUGCAGGGAUAGUUCAUAAUCAAACACCCGAUUCUCCUUGUCUAACUUACUCUGAUAUUACAUUUGAUCAGCUGUGCCACCACGAUAACGUUAGAGAACGCUUUGUCCAAAAGGAAGAGUCAGGUUCCGGUUUCAGAAGCAUUGCGAUAGUUCGGCAGACUGGAUGACUAGGUGAUAGAAAUGGCAGCGGAAAGACAAAGAUACUCCGCACGGGUGAACGGUGGACAUCCACAGAUUGGCUCGACAUGUGAGUCGGGGAGCCUUUGUCUGUUGAAGCAAAGCCACGGUUCCGGAAGAGUGAUGGUCGUCUAUCGCCUAUGUCCUAGAUCGAUCCUGAACGUCGAAGAGUACAGUGCCAUACCCCCUCAACUCUCCCAGUCCACCUACACUGUUGAGCGAGUCCGCGCUCCGCGUAUCGAACGAGCAAUGUGCUAUCACUACGCCCACAAGCACAUUUGUGGCCACACCGAGCGUGUCUUCGCUCAGCACUGCCGGACGGCGGCACUGUCGCAGCGUAAGUGCACGACUGCGGGACAUAUCUGGGCAACGGUGAAAGUGAGAGCGCGCUGCUCGCGGUGUGACGGGGAGCCAUUGCGGGAGCCUUCGAUCCCGACGACUGCGAGACAGGAGCCGUAGACGGCUCCUGUACGACAUUGAAGAUGGUCUGCUUGGCUGGUGUUCGAACCAUUGUGGCGAAGAUCGAACGCAGUCAACGCGGCGCCGGACGACUUUGUAAGCUGCGGUGGCGGUCGUCGGCAGUGGAUGGAGAGGCAAAGCUGCAGACACGAUCCUGACCUCCGCUCACAGAUCAUCAUCCAGUAGGAUGUGUCAGGCUGUCUGCCCACUCUCGCUGCUCAUCGGGACAGUGCCUGAAGAGGAAAGGAGAACCGCCUGUGAGGAGAAAGUGCAGGCUCAGCAGCCAGGC
Molecule: messenger RNA, 1142 nt
Organism: Neohortaea acidophila
Lineage: Eukaryota; Fungi; Ascomycota; Dothideomycetes; Mycosphaerellales; Teratosphaeriaceae
Exons: 2
Coding region: 398-853 (151 amino acids)
Source: RefSeq, a predicted model, not a curated record